Telopea speciosissima is the source of this 723-nucleotide messenger RNA. RefSeq names its product bet1-like protein At4g14600. Lineage: Eukaryota; Viridiplantae; Streptophyta; Magnoliopsida; Proteales; Proteaceae. Bases 169 to 564 code for a protein of 131 amino acids. The transcript has 4 exons. The record is from RefSeq and is a predicted model, not a curated record.
CGCGGCGGCGCAAUCUCGAAGAUUUCUUUAAAGGCGUGAUUUUUCUUGAAGCCGUCUGAAGACUCUGAACUCCACGACGAACCUAGCUUUGUGAUUUCAAUCUCGUUCCUCUAUCUAGGGCUUUCCUCUUAAUCUUUUAUUGAACCUUUAUCUGUUAAUUUUUCUCUGAUGGCGAGUUCGCAGAGAGGUGCGCUGUUUGGCGCUGCUCCUUACAGAUCGAGAGAAGGUCUUAACACAAGACCCGUGUCAAAUUCAAAUGAAGUGCAAGUGCAGAUCGAUCCUAUGCACGCGGACUUGGACGAAGAGAUCGUUGGUCUCCAUAGAAAGGUUAAACAAUUGAGAAAUGUAGCUCAAGAGAUUGAGUCAGAAGCAAAAUAUCAGAAUGACUUUAUUGCUCAGUUGCAAAUGACAUUAAUAAAAGCUCAAGCAGGGGUAAAGAAUAACGUGAGGAGGUUGAACAUGAGCAUUAUCCAGCAGGGCUCAAACAAUGUCUUACAUGUGGUUUUGUUUUCUCUACUUCUUUUCUUCAUAUUGUACCUGUUGUCGAAAUUUUUCAGAAGAUGAGAACCAGCUGACUAGUCAGCGAUGGCUAUGUAGGACAGAGAAUGUACAGAUUUAAGUGAAAUGAUUUCAGAAACUAAAAGCUGUUCUAGUACAUGUUCUGUUGUAAAGCCUUCUAACUUUUCCAGCUUUGAUGCUGAUCUUUGGAUGGAUUGCUCGUUA